GAGUGCAGAGGCCCUUCGUUUUGCUUCUCCUCGCUUGAGAGAUGAUUAUGAGUUCAUGGCGAAGGCGGUAGAAUUGGAUGGCCGCAGUUUGCACUAUGCAAGUUCCAGGUUGCAGGCCGACCGAACUCUGCUAUUGGAGGCUACGAAACGCAGCAGUUGGGCCAUUGAUUGUGCGCCUCAGGCGUUACGUGACGACGAAAAUUUCAAAGAGGAGGUGCUGGCGGUGAACCCACUGGCGCGUCGUUUCUUUGGCGGCUACAAGGCAACAGACUCUUCCAAUGAGGAAAUCACCAAGGAAGCGAGUCGCCCACAGCGACACGACAUCAUCGGCCGCUGGCGCUAUGAGGACGACGUCGAAAGCGACGAUUCCGCCGAGGAUGACUUCGUGGUGGAAUUUCUGGAGGCCGACCCGGCGGACGCCACGGCCCUCUCUGUGCGGUUCCUCCUGGCAGAUGCCAUGACCUCAGCGAACUGCAGGGCCACGUUGGAAGGCCGCCGGCUACGGAUCGAGGAGCGCGAGGGAGAGACCCUCAACAUUUACGAAGCCAUGAUCGAUGAGGUGCCAACAGUGAUUGAGGGCCGCUUCUGGUGCCAAAGCUCUGGUGAAGGCAAUAGCUUUCAAGAAGGCGCCGCCGGCUGCUUCUCUUUGUAUCGCCUGGCCGAAAAAUGCCGCGACAGCUUGCUGUGGCACUGUUGGGACCUGUUUUUUUUCUCGAUUUUCAAAAGGCCAUGGAUGUACAAGUCCUCGCGCACUUUGGUGGUGGCCAUAACCACCGAAGGCAAAGCUUCGCGAUGGCCCGCGGCACUCCAGCUGCUCGAUUCUGCCGAAGGCAGAGACGUCUUCGCUGUAAGCGCUGCCAUAGGCGCUUGUGGCAGAGGCGACGCAUGGCACGUCAGCUUGUGGUUGCUGAGCAACUUGAAGAACCAGGUUCAGCGUCCAGAAAGUUCAGAGGAUUGGAGUCACAUCUAUGGAGGCGCUGUGACAGCCGUGGGGCGCAGGUGGGACAUCGCACUAGAAUUGCUGGAGCAGAUGGCCAAAGAAGCCGUGCGGCGGAAUGUGAUCAUUUACAGCAGCCUGAUGAGUUCAUGCUGCCGGCAACAGCAGUGGACUGUUGCUUUGGAUCUCUUCAAAGAGGUGCGCGAUGGUGGCAUCCAGUUGGAUGCGAUGAGCUACGGCGCGGCCGUGUUCGCUUGCGAAAAGGGUCAACAGUGGACCGGGGCUCUCUCCGUGUUAGAUGACAUGCAUCAGCAGCAGCUGCUUCCAAACGUCAUUACUUGCAACGCAGCCAUCGCUGCCUGUGGUGGAGCGUGGCUCCAUGCUUUGCAGCUGCUGAACAAACUUGGCGCCAACGCGGACCAAGUGUCCUUGGAAAGUGCUAUCGCAGCGUGUGGGAAAGCUGAGGCUUGGCAGAGUUGCUGGUUGCUGCUUGAGGACAUGCAGGUGCGGCACUUUCCGUUGAGCCCAGUAGCUUUUGGGGCGGCGAUCAAUGGCCAGGAGGGGCACUGGCAACACGCCUUGGCUCUGCUUGAGACCAUGGGGGCGAAGAAGGUGCGUAGCAAUGUGAUCAUCUACUCUUCUUUGUGUCGCGUUUGUGUUUCAGCCUUCGAAUGGUCACGGGCGUUGUACCUCUUCGAGGAAAUGCGGUGCAGUGCAGUGGAUGAUGGCAAUGUGGUAGCGUUCAGCACUGCCAUCGCAGCAUGUGAGAAGGGCGGCAAAUGGGAAAUGGUCGUGGAGCUACUGGAGCAGAUGACCACGCAGCAGCUACAGCCGAACAGCGUCACGUUGAGCAGCGUGAUUGCAGCAAUGAAUCGCGAAGGCAACUGGGAAUUGGCCCUGCUGUUGCAACACGACUUGAGGACCUCUCAGCUAGAGGCGAACGUUGCAGUUUUCAAUGCUGCCAUUGAUGCCUGUGGUGAGGGAUUCCAGUGGCGCUUGGUGUGUGCUUUGCUACAGGAGAUGUGCGAUUCACAUCUUCAGAUGGAUGUCAUUAGCGUCAGCGCUGCCAUGUCUGCCAUGGAACAGGGGCUGCAGUGGCAGAGAGCCUUAGGACUUCUGCAUGACUUGUUGAAGUCCCAGAUGCAAGGAGAUGCUUUGUGCCUGAAUGCAGCUAUCAACGCGUGUAAAAAGGAAAGUCAAUGGCGGCAGGCGCUGUACCUGAUGCAACAUAUGGAGAAGCUGGUGGGCUGCCCGCCAGAUGAGAAGAGCUUCGGAGCUGUUGCCUCUGCCUGUGAGCGUUCCUCCGCCUGGCAGAGCGUCUUAGAGAUUUUGGAGGUGUCGAGCCGACUUCCUGGAGGUCCAGGCCUGUAUGCCCUGCGCUCGGCUGCUCGGGUAGCGGGCAUCCAGCAGCAGCUGGACUUUGGCUCUGCGAACGAGCGCGAACGAGUGCUGCGAACCUGCGAAGCUGCGAAGCCCAGACAUCUACCAUCAACUUAUAUCAACUUCGUGAGUCGAUGGGCGUCUCGACCAGUUCAGGUGCACCUGAAGGGCCCUGAAGGGCCCUUCAGCAUGGAAUACCCGGCCGAUGCGCUGCAGACCCCUGGGCCUGUACUGUAG
Messenger RNA from Cladocopium goreaui, 2554 nucleotides. NCBI's taxonomy places the organism in Eukaryota, Dinophyceae, Suessiales, Symbiodiniaceae. The record is from the annotation of a GenBank genome assembly.